GUUUUGACAGUGUUAGUUAGCGCACAGCUGGAGAGAGGAGCUGUUUAAAGAUACACUCGUUCCCAAACACACUGACAGAUUCAGAAGGAUAGAAGUCGCACUCCAGUAUGUCCGAAACAAAGAAACAGCCGAGCAUAGACUCGUCCGGUUCGAACCCCUGGGAGAGUCUGGGCAGCCCGACGCUGCUGUGGUCUCCCACCUCCGGGCUUCCUCUGCAGGACGGGCUUUACACGGACACCAAGUUCCCGGAGCAGGACAUGCUGAUUCAGAAAGACUUGGUUUGGAAACGACCAAAGGAGAUCUGUCCGUUUCCUCAGUUUAUUGCAGAUGGAGCCACACGUAUGGACAUCUGCCAGGGAAUUCUGCAUGACUGCUGGUUCUUGUCUGCGGUGGCGUCUCUUUCUCUCUACCCUUCUCUUCUGCAUCGUGUCGUUCCCUCAGGCCAAGGUUUUCAGAAGGGAUACGUCGGCCGCUUCAGUUUUCGGUUCUGGCAGUAUGGUGAGUGGACUGAGGUGCAAAUUGAUGACCGCUUGCCGACACAAAACGGUCAGCUGAUCUAUCUGUACUCCUCAAACAAAAAUGAAUUCUGGAGCGCUCUACUGGAGAAAGCUUAUGCCAAGCUGAAGGGUGGUUAUACUGCUCUGAAUAUGGGUUACCCUCAUGAGGCGAUGACAGACAUGACAGGUGGGGUUACAGAGGUUUUCACGGUGCCGUCUGACCCUCGAAUACUGGGCUCUUUCCUGCACCCGCUGCUGCAGGAAGGAGCUCUGAUCAACUGUGGUAACACAAGGGGUGCCAUCGAGAAGAGCAAUGAGUUUGGGAUUUUGUUCAUGCAUGCCUACUCUGUGACCGGCUUGGAGACGAUCAAGACUACGAUCGGUCCGGUUCAGCUGGUGCGGAUCAGGAACCCGUGGGGUAAUACUGAGUGGGAGGGGCCUUGGAGUGACAAAAAAGGGAUCGAGUGGAAUAUGGUGAGCGCUGAAGAGCAGCAGCGUGUGCAGAGAAUCCAGCGUGAUGACGGGGAGUUCUGGAUGUCUCUGGCAGAUUUCUGCCAGAACUUUGACAUGAUAGAGGUUUGUCACCUGAGCGAAGACACGCUGAGUGAGAGCGGAGUCAAAAAGCCCUGGAAAUGCACUUUGCAUCACGGAUGCUGGAUUCCUCAGCAAGGGUCUCCUCAGUACAGUCUGACCCUGCUGGAGGAGGACGACGACCCCAGUGACCCUGAACUAACGUGCUCAUUCCUGCUGGCGCUCAUGCAGAAACACACUCGUAAGAGAGGAGUGCUGUCCGACAUCGCGCUGCAAAUAUACAAGGCCCGAUCCGAGCGUGAUUUCCUCUCCUCUCUGGACUUGUCUCAGUCGAGCCCGGUGCUCAGCACUGCUAAAGACCAGCGGCGGGAGCUGGUGCUUCGCGGUCGCCUGGCACCCGGUCAUUACAUCAUCAUUCCCUGCGCAGAUACCAAUAAGGAGGAAGAAUUCCUUCUGAGAGUCCUGACCGAGAAAGCAAACAAAACCAUAGCUGUUGGGACACCAGGAGUAGAUAGAAACUCGAUUACACCGCCAAUGUCUCCACGUCUCGCAGGUCUGCCGUCUGGAAAUGAAGCCAGAGAGCUCUUUGUGAAACACUGUGUCAAGGGGCCUUAUUGUACCCCUUUGGAUCUGUAUAAUCUGCUGACAGAAGCCAUUGCCAAAGGAGUCUUUGCAGGUAGCGAGAAGCAGCUGAGUUUGGAGCACUGCAAGAGCUUCGUGGUGCUCAUGGAUAGCCAAGGAAUGGGACGACUCGACUUGAUAGAGUUCCAGGCAUUGUGGGCAAAACUCCGGAAGUGGACGGGUAUCUUUAUGAUAUUUGACAAAAACAAGAACCAGUCUCUGGAUUAUCUAGAAAUCCCACCCGCUCUGACAGCAGCAGGCAUACGGGUGGAUGAAUUCAUACUGCAGCUGAUAGGCCUGCGCUACACGGAGCCAGAGAUGACCAUCAGCUUCCCGGGAUUCCUCUUCCUGCUCACCAAACUGGACUGCAUGAUACGCAAGUUUCAGGCAUUUGAUGCGACAGGGAUGGGAGUGAUUUCAGUGAACUGCAGACAGUUUCUGCACAUGACCAUGUACAACUGAUUUCAGACCAGCUGCAGGGAAACAGCUCUACAGCUGCUUGAACUAUUCUAUAUAAACAGAUCGUUCCUGGAGUGGAAGCUGAUUGGUCAAUACAGUUGUUACAUUUAAGCUACAAUACUAUAAAUUCUAUAUUAAUAGAUAUGAUGCAAAACACAGCUACUUUAUAUAUAUCACUGCACAGCACCUAUAGAGAUCAACUAUUAACCUUAAUAUUUUUUUACUGCUUUUACUGCUUCUAGUGGACAGAUGUCAACUAAUGAAUUUGCUUAAUAAAAAUAAGAUUUUUAAAGAAAA
Molecule: messenger RNA, 2405 nt
Organism: Sinocyclocheilus rhinocerous
Lineage: Eukaryota; Metazoa; Chordata; Actinopteri; Cypriniformes; Cyprinidae
Product: calpain-9-like
Exons: 22
Coding region: 108-2111 (667 amino acids)
Biological process (GO): proteolysis
Cellular component (GO): cytoplasm
Molecular function (GO): calcium ion binding; calcium-dependent cysteine-type endopeptidase activity
Source: RefSeq, a predicted model, not a curated record